Gavialis gangeticus (Gharial) is the source of this 7595-nucleotide messenger RNA. It is a transcript of the gene FHOD3, whose product is annotated as formin homology 2 domain containing 3. Gene Ontology annotation, biological process: sarcomere organization; cardiac myofibril assembly; actin filament network formation. The coding region runs from base 84 to 4439 and encodes 1451 amino acids. NCBI's taxonomy places the organism in Eukaryota, Metazoa, Chordata, Crocodylia, Gavialidae. Gene Ontology annotation, molecular function: actin filament binding. Gene Ontology annotation, cellular component: cytoplasm; cytoskeleton. The record is from RefSeq and is a predicted model, not a curated record. The transcript is spliced from 26 exons.
GCUGCUCCUGCGUCCGCAGCUGGGCUGCCCGGGGGCCGCCCCCGUCAGCCGCCCGCCGCCGGCGUCUCGUGCAUGGCCGCAGCAUGGCCACGCUGCUCUGCCGGGUGCAGUUCCUGGACGACACCGACCCCUUCACCAGCACCAGCUUCCCCGAGCCCACUCGCCCGCCGCUGUACGCCUUCCGCGAGGACCUGCCGCUCAGCACCCAGCUGCCCGCCGUGCACCGCCUGCUGCGAGCCCCGCACAAGCUUGAUGACUGCACUCUUCAGUUGUCCCAUAAUGGUACCUAUCUGGAUUUAGAAUCCACUUUAACAGAACAAAGGGAUGAAUUGGAAGGCUUCCAAGAAGAUGCUGGGAGGGGUAAGAAGCACAGUAUAAUUCUGAGAACCCAGCUCUCCGUGAGAGUCCAUGCCUGCAUUGAAAAACUCUAUAACUCCAAUGGACGGGAGCUGAGACGUGCACUUUUCUCUUUGAAACAAAUAUUUCAGGAUGACAAGGAUUUGGUUCAUGAGUUUGUUGUGGCUGAGGGCUUGACUUGCUUGAUAAAAGUGGGAGCUGAGGCUGACCAGAACUACCAAAACUACAUCCUGAGAGCUUUGGGUCAGAUUAUGCUGUAUGUAGAUGGGAUGAAUGGAGUGAUAAAUCAUAAUGAAACCAUCCAAUGGCUCUACACUCUCAUUGGCUCAAAGUUCCGCUUGGUGGUAAAGACAGCUCUGAAGCUACUGCUAGUGUUUGUGGAAUACACAGAAUCCAACGCGCCACUUUUAAUCCAGGCAGUGUCCACAGUGGAUGACAAGAGAGGUGCCAAGCCAUGGUCCAACAUCAUGGAAAUCCUGGAGGAAAAGGAUGGAGUUGAUACUGAGCUGCUGGUCUAUGCAAUGACCUUAGUUAACAAGACACUCUCAGGGUUGCCAGAUCAAGACUCUUUCUAUGACGUGGUGGACUGUCUGGAAGAGUUAGGCAUUGAAACUAUUUCACAGAGACACUUGAACAAGAAAGGAACAGACUUGGACUUAGUUGAACAAUUUAACAUUUAUGAGAUGACGCUGAGGCAUGAGGAUGGAGAUGAGAAUGCUGAACCCCCACCCAGUGGCCGCAGGGACAGAAGAAGAGCUAGUCUUGGCUCUAGUGAACGAAGGGGGUUAGAACGGAGAAGAAGCCGGAGACAUUCAGUCCAAAAUGUCAAGAGCACUUUAUCUGCUCCUGCAAGUCCCUGCAGCCAGAUGAGUCCAAACUUCAUGUUAGGCCACGGUCAGCACAUUGAAGAUCUUAGUGAGAAAUACAGUAGCUAUGGCAGCAACUUUUAUUCUUCUGCCCGACCUCACUCUGGACUAAGUGCACCUACAACGUCUACUUCUUGUUCUGGGGCAGGCCUCUCACCACCACAGGAGACAAAAACUGAAAGACCAGCAUUGGGUGGUCUCCUUACAUCAUCUUAUCGGCAGCACCAAGAGUCCUUGGCAGCAGAGAGAGAGAGACGACGUCAAGAGAGAGAAGAGAGGUUACAAAGGAUAGAGCGUGAAGAGAGAAACAAAUUCAACCGAGAUUAUUUAGACAAAAGAGAAGAGCUAAGACAAGCAAGAGAAGAGAGAUACAAAUACUUGGAGAAGUUGGCAGCCGAGGAGUAUGAGAAGGAGCUGAAAAGCCGGAGUAUAAACCGAGGCAGAAGUGAGCUGUCCCUGAACCUGGGCUCUCCCUCAGCCCCAUCCUCUCCCAUUCCCAAGUGCACCAGCCCAGCAUCUCUAGAGUCCCAAGAGGAGCUGAACACCCCUUCUACGCCCCGCGGGACACCUCAGCCCUCUGAAGCAAGUGCCAGUGAACUUGAACCAGAACCUGAGCCAGAGACAGAACCAGAACCAGAACAGGAGGCUGAGGCAGAGGCCGAGCAGGGAGCGGAAACAUCACAGGAAAUAGAGGCUUCAGCAGUGGGACCAGAGAGUGAGGUGGAACAAGGACCAGAGAAAGAGCCAGAAGAAAGUGCAAUACUCAGUGAAAAAGAGAGGCAGAAUGAGGAAGUGAAUGAAAAAGACAACUGCUCUGCAUCCAGCAUAUCCUCAGCAAGCAGCACUUUAGAGAGGGAGGAGAGAGAGGACAAGUUAACCAGUGACAAUGAAACUGGUCCCUGGUCACAGACCAUUCAAGAUGCUGGUGUGAAUGAGCAGUGCAGCAACAUUCUCAACAACAAACGGUUUAUGCUGGACAUGUUGUAUGCCCAUAAUAAAAAACCCAAAGAUGCAGAGGAAAAAGAGCUGGAGGAGAAGGAGGAAAAGACGGAGACGGAGACGGAGGAAAGCGAGGAGUCAAUCACCAGCCUAGCCAGUAGGAUUUCAAUCCUGCAGGCCACCAAGCAGGCCAAAGAGGAAAGUGUUAAAAAGAUGGAGAUUGAAAGCCUGGACAACCAAGGCAGCGUGAAAGCCUUUGCAGAAAAAUUCAACAACGGUGAGCUGGCCAAGGGGACAGACUUGCCUGAGGAUGAGCUGAGUGAAAAAGUUUCAGAUAAAACACCAGCACAGCCAAAGAAGGAAUCUGACUACAUCUGGGAUCAGUUGAUGGCUAAUCCAAAAGAACUAAAAAUAAAAGACAUGGAUUUUACAGACUUGGGGGAAGAGGAUGAUGUAGAUGUGUUGGACAUGGAUAUGGGUCCUGGGGACUCCCUAAUUCCCCCUCCCCCUCCUCCACCAGCCUUUUUGGGUUUGCCUCCUCCACCGCCUCCCCCCCUGUUUGGCUGUCCACCUCCACCUCCACCCUCUGGUAAUUUAUUGGCUCCUCCUCCACUCUUCAGCACUCCUCAGAGUUUAGGGUCACCCCGGGUCUCCAGGGGUCAGCCAACUUUCAUAAAGAAGAAGAAAACCAUCCGUUUGUUUUGGAACGAGGUACGGCCAUUUGAGUGGCAGUGUAAGAACAACAAGCACUGCAGAGAAUUCCUGUGGUCAAAACUGGAACCCAUUAAGGUGGACACUUCCAAACUGGAGCACCUCUUUGAGUCUAAAUCCAAGGAAUUGCCUGUCACAAAGAAAACUGCUGCAGAUGGAAAGCGACAAGAAAUUAUUGUGUUGGACUCAAAGCGAAGCAAUGCUAUCAAUAUUGGCUUGACAGUAUUACCCCCUCCACGGACGAUUAAGACUGCUAUUUUGAACUUUGAUGAAUAUGCCUUAAAUAAGGAAGGAAUAGAGAAAAUUCUAACCAUGAUUCCUACAGAGGAGGAGAAGCAGAAAAUCCAGGAGGCACAGAUGGCAAACCCAGACAUUCCUCUGGGCAGCGCAGAACAGUUUCUUCUCACACUUUCUUCUAUCAGCGAACUCUCCGCCAGACUCCAGCUCUGGGCUUUCAAAAUGGACUAUGAGCUAGUGGAAAAGGAAGUUGCAGAACCACUUUUAGAUCUGAAGGAAGGAAUGGACCAGCUGGAACAUAAUAAAACUUUGGGACUUAUCCUUUCUACUUUACUAGCCAUUGGGAACUUUCUAAAUGGAACCAAUGCCAAAGCUUUUGAAUUGAGCUACCUCGAGAAGGUUCCAGAAGUCAAGGACACAGUGCACAAGCAGUCUCUUCUGCAUCAUGUCUGCACUAUGGUGGUGGAAAAAUUCCCAGACAGCACAGAUCUUUAUUCUGAGAUUGGAGCCAUCACUAGGUCAGCCAAGGUUGAUUUUGAACAACUUCAGGACAACUUAUGCCAGAUGGAAAGAAGGUGCAAAGCAUCAUGGGAUCAUCUCAAGGCCAUAGCAAAGCAUGAAAUGAAGCCAAUGCUGAAGCAAAAAAUGUCUGAGUUUCUUAAAGACUGUGCGGAAAGAAUCAUAAUUCUCAAGAUUGUUCAUAGAAGAAUAAUUAACAGGUUCCACUCAUUUUUAUUGUUUAUGGGCCACCCUCCCUAUGCGAUCCGUGAAGUCAACAUCAAUAAAUUCUGCAAAAUUAUUAGUGAAUUCGCUCUGGAAUAUCGCACCACCAGGGAACGAGUUUUACAGCAGAAACAGAAACGGGCCAACCACAGGGAAAGAAACAAGACCAGAGGGAAAAUGAUCACAGAUUCUGGAAAGUUUUCCAGCAACUCCACUACAUCUCAGAGCCAGCCACAGGGCCUGGAAUAUGCUGAAGAUGCAGCUGAGCAUGAGAACAUGAAGGCUGUCCUGAAGACCUCCUCUCUGGCUGGAGAAAGCACCACUGUUCUAGGAGUCCGCACCCGAAGCAGAGCCAGUAGAGGGCGAAUCGGUUCAUGGAAUGCUGGUAAUGAUGAUUCACCUAACGCAACUGACGAUGCAGCUGAUGAGAUCAUGGAUCGCAUUGUGAAGUCCGCCACACAAGUGCCAAGUCAGCGAGCGGUGCCUAGAGAAAGGAAACGGUCACGAGCUAACAGGAAGUCAUUAAGAAGAACACUAAAGAGUGGACUGACACCAGAAGAAGCCAAAGCACUGGGCCUGAUCAGCACCUCUGAGAUGCAGGUAUGAAGAUGCUGGAGAUGACUACAAGCAGAACCACCAUUGGUAACAUGCGGGCUGACAACCGUUCAGUGUGGCAUUGUCUUGCCAGCCUCAUCUACUACUCCUGACAUCCUCCGUCCUCUAUUAGUUUAAUUUUGAUAAGAUGAAAAAAAGAAGAAAAAAGCAACAAAACCCCCAGAAACAAUCAAAAAAGUAAGAAAGAAACCACAAAAAGGGCUAAAGGGUGUGUUAUAACUCAGCACUAAAACUUGAUGGUUCCAAAAAAGUGUUUGAGUAUGUGUAGGUGAAAGAUUAUAGUUUGUUUUCUCAUGAUGCAUUGACAUGGUUAAUAGGGACUGUCUUUGAGUGAUCUUGUAUUGUGUGAGCUAUGUUUACGUUGGCUUUCCUUGUGGCCUGUUUUAGUAAUCAUAAAAUAUGGCAUUUUGUCAAUACAAGGAAUAGUCCUUAAAGAGGCAAAAUACCUUCUGUUACACUUACUAUGAUCUUCCUUAGACAGUUUUUUUGGUCAAACAUACACAGUCGUACAACCCCAUUUUUAUCUUGCCACCAAAGAAUUUAAAAAUGUAUGUGCACUUACGGAUAUGUACAGAAUGGAUUUGUGUGUGUGUAUCUUCGUAUACACAUAUUGUCCUAGGGUGAUUUCCUUCCCUAUUGAAGCCAGUGGAAUGUAGGUUUCACCCUUGAGGCCUUAAAAUUCCACCUAUUCUACAGGAUAGGGUUGUCUUUUUACAGGAACACAAUGUUAUCCAAUUAAAUUCAUUGUGGGGCAAGAGGUCAUCUUCAGGGCAAGUGGAAUGUUUAAGACCCAGGACUGAAUAUGUAUUAAUGCGCACACACUGUACACAAUACUGCACACACACAGAGAUAGCACAGGAUACCUCCUUUUGCUGAGCUCUAGGUUGACUGUGUUAGUUAAAAUUUCAGAUGUCUCUCCCAACUCUUUACAUGUUAGGCUGGAUCGAGAAGUUUUGUUCACCUGCCUGGCCCUUCAUGCUGCUUUUCUCUGUUGUGAUGUAGCUUGGUGGGGAUUUUGUUUCAAACACACCGAACCAAGUACAGAAUAGCCUUGCUAAAAUCCUCCUAUAUUUUUCUUUUAAUUGUUAUCAUUAAAAUUAAAUGAAGAAAAUACCAUAGCGAGCUCAUUUCUUUCCACACAAGGAAAUUGUCUUCAUUGUUUGCCUUCGUCAUACUAGUUUGUAACUAACUUACAUAAGUCAUCCCCAGUGUAUGUGUGAGGUUUUAUAAUGCCCUGUUGUGGUAUGGCCCAGCAUAAUUUAUCACAGUCUAUUGUCAGAACUGGACAGGGUACCCUGUAAUCAGCUCAUUUGUCUUUGUGUAGUACAUCUGUUUUAGCGAAUUUGAACAGAAUGCAUUCAUCCCUGAGUCUUGCUGAAGCAUUUUCAUGAGAACUGCAUUGUAAUGCUGACAGCAUAAAAAGGAGUAUUUUAACCAAAGCAUGUCUGUGAUGUAAUGGUACAGAAAAAGGCAAUGAGAGGCACUAACAGAUUAACUUUUUCUGUUAGUCUGGGUUGAGAAUAUGUGUGCACUGCAGUCAUACCUGAGGUGCUUUUAAAAUAGGUUGCUCAGGAACAUCAGCAUAGACUGCAAAACCUGCCUGUGAAGCACGAGAAAUUAGCCCAGGGUUGUUUGACUGGUGUCCCAUGGGCCGAAUUGGCCUAUGACGGGUUAACAGAAAGUAAAAAUUUGACCACCAGGUCCCUGAAAAUUGCUUAGUGCACAGACACCAAAGAUGGAACUUGAAUCACAUGUAAAACCGUGUUGGCCAGGGCAUCUGAGUGGUUAGAGAGCUAAUCAACUGGUAAUAUUAAAAUGGAAUAUGGUGAAAAAUCCCACCUGUGUGAUUCUAUCAGUCAGAUGCUAGUUUUCAGUUCUUAUUUUGGGGUCUUCAUCUCUCUGGUGCAGGGGUAAAUGUCCCUGCUAUGAGUUCUGGUCCUUUAUGAAUGUGUUCUUCCUCCAUUUUAGUAUCUCAUUUUAGUUUAACAAGUGGGUUUUACAGGCAAACAGAAGCUAUUCUUUGGUUACCUAGUAAAACAGGCAGCAUGCUGAGAAGUUCUGCGUAGGAAGGUUUGGAACACUGAAGGAAAUGCCAUUUAUUAUUUAUCCUAGUCCAUUAAAAUGAGAUAUAAACACUUAUGAGCAUCAGGGUGAGUAUCUCUAGGUGCUGCUGGGAUGGCUAUUCAGUAUGUUUCCUUAACUUCUUGCUCAAGAUUGUGUAGAAUGCAUGGACGGAGGUCAUGGGGAUUUGUGCAGGUUGUUGAGUUCUGAGUACAAGAAUUAUGUUGGAUUUCUAAGGUAUGAAAGGGAAAGGAGAGGCCCAAAUGCAGCCUUAAUUGCAGUAGGAUGUAGCUGAUGCCUGAUGACCUGUAUUUUAAUGCAAUAGGGGAAAACACAUUAUUUGAGUGAAUAACUAUUUGAAUUAAUUAAAAAACUAAUUGAAUUAUACGAACUAAAAUGCACUGUACAAACAUUGUAAUAGACAUUGUUGACCAGGUGCUGACUGGCCACAGGGAUGCAUUUCAUGUAGACAUAGUACAUAAGUCUGUGUCUGGCAAAUAAAAUAUUUGGUAAAUGAUUUUUAAAAAUGGAAUAUAAAUAUUUGUUCAUGGUACAGGAGUAGAGCAAAACUUCAAGAUGUUUAUUUCUCUACUAGUGAAGAAUUAAAAUUAAACUUGUGGGUUUUUUAGAACAAGUUCAGAUUUUAUUCAGAUUUCCCAGGGUCUGACAUAUUUUGUACUUGUAAAUUUUUGCCUUGUAAAUUAUUUCAACCCUAAUAUUUCUCACAUUUUUUCUGUGCUUCUGCCCAGCCCUCUUCUACAGUGGACUCUUACCAUCUUCUAAAUUCUCUGUCAAGUUUUUAUAAAAGUCCAUUCCCAAACAAGUUUUAUUGACUUGUUUUCAACUUGGUCAAUUGAUAACAUGCUAUUGGUUAGUAUAAUUCUUUUUGUAUUGAUUAUCUAUUGUGGCAAGUUGAUACAACACAUGAAAUAUGCAGUUACUAUAGAAAAUGUUAACAUUUAAGUUAAUAACAGUAAUUGACUAUUGUUUAGAAUGGUUGUGUUUUAAAGAGGCAACAUCUCCCCCUGUAUCUCUUGAAGUAGUAUUUAAUGCUUUUGAAAAUGAAAUUUGUUUCCCUUUAUCUAA